UGUUCGCUCGGCUCGAACUAGAGCAGGGCCAGCGCUAGGGUUCCAGCGCCGCCGCCGGGAUCCACUCCCGCCGCAGCCCAGCUUCCUCCACGCCGCCGUCUGCCCCUCUGCCCUCUGCCGCAGCCGGGACGACGGGAAGCUGCCGCCGCGCCCCUCUGCACCGGCUGCCCACGGCGCCUCCGUCCCGAAGCUGCAGAUCAUCCAGUCCUCCACUCCUCCACGGUUAAGAUGACUUGUGCAUAGGUCGAGCUUCAGUCUGAUGGAUUCUGACGACAAGAAGUUUGGCAAAGGACCUAGGGAGCUCACUGGUGCUGUUGAUUUAAUAAGUCAGUACAAAUUGGAGCCGCACCAUGAUUUCUUUUGCAAGAGGCCUUUGCCACUUGCAAUCUCAGAUACACAUUACCUUCACAAUGUAGUGGGGGACACUGAAAUUCGGAAAGGAGAAGGAAUGGAGCUAGAUCAACUCGUUCAGAAUGCAUACUUAAGGGAUAAGCCUCCUCAUAUUAAGCCCUUUGAUAUGGAAACACUGGGGCAAGCAUUUCAGCUUCGAGAAACUGCUCCAGUAGAUUUACCCUCUGCUGAAAAAGGUAUACCUACCAUUUCGGGCAAACCGAAAAGUGAGUCCAAGGACAAAGAGAAAAAACAUAAAAAGCACAAAGACAAAGAUAAGGACAGGGAGCAUAAGAAGCACAAACAUCGACAUAAGGAUCGGUCUAAAGACAAAGACAAGGACAAGGAUAGGAAAAAGGAUAAGCAUCAUGAGAAGAAGAGGAAGCAUGAGGGGACGGAGGAUUCGGCAGACGUGCAUAAGCACAAAAAAAGCAAGCAUAAGAGUUCCAAAACCGAUGAGAUGGGUAAUGGACUUAGUUAGCUACAGGUUUUCUUCUUACUUCUGUUGUCAAUCAAUGUCAUAUUCUGUUAGAAGGAGGCUCAAAAGAUUUCCGUCACCAGACCCGCUGCAGAUCAAUUGAUAUCAUGAAUGGCAGUUUAUUUGAAGGUGCUUCAGAUGAACGUCUUGCCUGCUGCUAAUUAUGUUGUUCUUGCAGUGUGGACCAUGUGAAAAAUGUAACUUGUAACAAAGGGACAAUCUAACUGUAUUUUGCAACCUUUUGUCCCUCGCUGACUAAUGGGUUGCCUUGUAGGAACAUUUAGAUCAGGAAAUCUGAGUAGGUGUUUUUGGUGAGAUAAUUUUUAAGACUAGGAUCAGUUAACAAUUUCAUUUAGAUUGAACUUUUAAUGAGAUUAAUUUAAAAGAUUAGGAGAUCUGGGGAUAGGUGUCUUUAACGAGACAUUUAUCAAAGGCUAGAAGCAGUCGAUUCUGUUAACCAGGCCUGUGAUAAAAUAGUUGAUGUAGCAUGAGAUAAUGGUAAAAAAAAAAUUGUAUGAUAUGGAAAUGGAGCUUCAUUCCUCGUGCUGAUGAGGAAACUAGUUAA
Molecule: messenger RNA, 1433 nt
Organism: Triticum dicoccoides
Lineage: Eukaryota; Viridiplantae; Streptophyta; Magnoliopsida; Poales; Poaceae
Product: probable mediator of RNA polymerase II transcription subunit 19b
Exons: 7
Coding region: 260-871 (203 amino acids)
Biological process (GO): positive regulation of transcription by RNA polymerase II
Cellular component (GO): mediator complex
Molecular function (GO): transcription factor binding; transcription coregulator activity
Source: RefSeq, a predicted model, not a curated record